Molecule: messenger RNA, 2405 nt
Organism: Platichthys flesus (European flounder)
Lineage: Eukaryota; Metazoa; Chordata; Actinopteri; Pleuronectiformes; Pleuronectidae
Gene: jdp2a
Product: Jun dimerization protein 2a
Exons: 4
Coding region: 130-726 (198 amino acids)
Biological process (GO): regulation of transcription by RNA polymerase II
Cellular component (GO): nucleus
Molecular function (GO): DNA-binding transcription factor activity, RNA polymerase II-specific; RNA polymerase II cis-regulatory region sequence-specific DNA binding
Source: RefSeq, a predicted model, not a curated record
CUAUGUUACUUUUACAUCCCUGUCGAUGCUGCUGCUGCUGCUGCUGCUGCUUGCGCUCGGCUGGCAUCGCCUGAUUUCCGCAUUCCCAAAUCCUCCCAGCCUGGGAUCACGUUUGAAACAAUCGGGCUGAUGCAACGGUUCCCACUUUUUAAAAUCUACGCUCGACCCUCGGCCGAGCAGAAGAAAGGACAUUUGUUGCACCUGGGAUCCAAGUCAGCUGUGGUCACGACCGAGUCUGACGCGAUGCCAGGACAAAUCCCAGAUCCCUCUGUGACAGCAGGCUCCCUGCCCAGCCUGGGCCCGCUGGCCGGGAUCUCAGCCACCACGCUGACUGACAAGCUCAAAUUUAGUGACCUCCAGGAGUUUGGGACGAUGCUCUCACCGCUGCACUUCCUGGACAGUCUGGGAAAAAGGCCCCUAGUCAUCAAAACAGAGAGGGAUGAUGACGGUGAUAGGAGGAAACGAAGGCGAGAGAAGAACAAAGUGGCUGCAGCUCGAUGUCGAAACAAAAAGAAAGAGAGGACAGAUUAUCUACAGCAGGAGUCGGACCGACUAGAGAUGUUGAAUUCUGACCUGAAAGGGCAGAUUGAGGAGCUGAAGCAGGAGCGCCAGCAGCUCAUCCUCCUGCUCAACCGCCACCGGCCCACGUGCAUUGUCAGGACAGAUAGCGUCAAAACCCCGGAGAGCGAGGCGAACCCCCUGCUGCAGCAGCUGGAGGACAAGUGAAGGUGCGACGGGUUCGUGCAGACAGCGGCUGAGAAGAAGCAGCCAACAAGCAGCACUUAGUACCCUGGGCCUCGGCCACGGAGGAGAACCAGCGGAGCCCUCGUACCUUAAAGACACGGAGCGCUGCGGCACAAUAUGAGGAGCCAGUGUGAUUGGAUGUUGUUACGGCAGUUAAAUCAAACUUUUCUACUUCUCCCUCCUUCUUUCCCGUGUUGCUGUCAUUUUGGUCAUCGGCGCCACUGUAAGUGUGAAGUUAAACAAAAACACACAGCACGUUAUCUUACACUCAGCUUGUUGUUUUAUAGCAGAUUCUCUAUUAUAUCUCCUCUUAACUUUAGCCAUUAGCCAGAAUAGAUUCAUCAUAGCCGUUGUCAGACAGGACCUCCGGAGGAUGUCCGGAGAAUUGGGUCCGGACUUUCUCCGCAGUUUGCCUUUCACACAUGAACAACACAGCAGGAGUUUCUCUGCUCGGACGCUCUAACAACAACAACAACAACAACAAAUCUGCAGGUAUUUCUGUGAGGGACGGUGCAGAGGCAGGAUGUAUCAUAUUCAUUCUGCUGCGGAGAUCACGUGUUUUUGUUUACAGCAUAUUGUAGACGGGCGUCUGCUUUCAUCCCGAAGAGCUUUCCACUCUUAUUACACAACUUUUUCAUUUGCAGAUAUCUGUUUUCUUUUAGUAUUUGCGUGUGUAGACUCGUCAUCACAACAACCCCCAGCCGCUCGCGGUGGAUCUCCUGCUGGGAUCUUACAUGUGCUCCUUCAGACUUUCUUCUGACUAUUUACAAAGGGUCAUUCCAGAGAAAGUCCGGAGGCUGUCACUCUGGCAUUAACCUUCUCGAAAACCGCAACUCCUGAGAAUGUCCGGUGGAUCUCUGUCGUUCAGUGCAUGUCUGUAAGCAGUUUAUUUUACACUUUGUGGAGACAGCCAGAAAAAUAAUUGGCUUUUAAAAAAAAUACACGUUAAAUUCCACUCAAUAGUUUCAGUUAAUCAGUUGAUGAUUUAUAAAGAAAUAAUUUACACUAUACACUAUAGUGUAUAACUUUGGCUAAAACUGUGCUGCACUUGAUCUGUUUGCAUGUUGACAAGUUUCAGCCGCAUUUCAAUCCCUUUUAGUUUCCAACAUGGUUUUACUGUUUGUGGGAUCAGGCUACAAAUGGGUUACUGAGGGGUUUCAGUACUUCUCUGUCUGUAUGCUCAUAAUUAUUUUUUCUUGUUUUGGCUUUGUUGAAAUGCAUUCCGGGAAAUUUUAACUAAAAUUCAAUGACACAAAGGCAAACAUGGGGAAAUGGGUAGGCCUUAUAGAUAUAUUAUAUUUUAACUAAAUCAACUUGUUAUAGCUACAGACUGAGUAGUUAGUGUUUUCAUAUCAUUCUAGUUCUUUCAUACAUUUGAAGACAAUUUGAUGGUGAUUGACCCCUCCCCACCCCCCCUUUUAUUCAUAAGUUUUGGCGCAGGCGUCACAUAUAUAUAUAUAAAUAUAUAUAUAUAUGUAUAGAUAUGGACUGUUUACAUUGUACUUUUACAUUCUGUUAUCAUAUUGUUACUACCAAUUAAGUUUUUUAUACUUUUGUAUAUGAUAUAUAUAUGCAUAUAAGCUAUCACAAAAUCUCAGUAUGUAUUUCAUUAAAUAAAUGUUUAGUUUAUUUUUUAAUGGAAAUUUCUUUGAGUCCUACAA